ACGAGCUGCUUGUUUAGAUUGGUCGCCUCAGCGCUACAGCAGCGCAGCAGUAUGGCGCUCCAUGAAUCGAGUAUUCAAGCCAUUCUACACACAAAUGACCCCAGUAGACGGUACAACACGGCCACAUAAGCAAGCCGAAGAACAGCAGAGCCAGUGUGGGUAUAAAAGGACUUUGAUUUAUGAUCAUGAAGAAUCUAAGCUGUUCCCAGGCCUCUAAUCUCAGGCCACCCCGGCGACCCGACAGCGCGUGGUCCUGGGUCGUGGCGAUAUCAGGCUGUCUGUCUGUUCUGGUGAUGGUAGGGCUGGUGAAUACCUUUGCUGUCGUCAUGCCGGUCAUAAGAGAACACUACAAUGAAUCAAGGCAAAAGAUAGCCUGGAUUGGUUCCAUUUCUCAAGGCCUGACUUUUUUUGCGUCACCUCUGGCCGGUGUACUCAUCACGCGGUUCAACUUUCGGUUCACUGCGGUAGUCGGUGUAAUGACAUGCGCGACAAGCCUAAUCAUUACGUCAUUCACCAAGAGCGUUCUUCAGAUGUUGUUGUCUUACAGUCUGCUCUUUGGUCUCGGUUGCUGCUUUGUGUUCAUGUCUAGCGUAUAUGCAGUCACGAGCUAUUGCCAAAGAAGACACGCCUUCGCGCUUGGUCUGCUGAGCGCUGGACAGAACUUGGGGGUGUUGUCUCUAGGGCCUCUAUUACAGGUGUUGAUGGAUAACCUCGGUUGGCGGGUGAUGUACAGAGUUCUCGCGGGGGUUGCUGGGAUAGUGCUGCUAGUUGUCUUGACCUUUGACCCUAACGUGGAAGAGGGGCCUACGCCAAAGCCUGGUGACGAGUCAAUUGAAAUGACAGAACAGACAGAACAGACUGAAACUGAGAACACUGCGGAGUGUAAUGGUGGUUUUCAAGGGGGGAAAGUCGAGACGAGCGAGAACUCGACCCAGUCGUACAGCGACAGCACCUCAACCCGAGCGGACCCCGACUGCGAAAUACCAUCACGAGCAGAUCUCGACUGUCAAAAUAAUGGUGAGGAGCCAUAUGAGUUUGAAACAGACCAUUCAAACCCAGACUCCUCAUCCGAUAAAAAGUCAUCUGCAUGUGACGUCACAGAUCCCAAAAAUGUGUCAGCAGUAAUAGACCUAGAAAAGCACGACUCAAAACCUGAGAGAGCUGCACCCCAGUCCCCAGGAUACUGGGCAUUAUUCUGCGAGACAUGGCUAACCCCAGCUUACGUCAUAGCUGCCGUGACACUGACGCUAGAGACAGGAACAGCCUUCGUGUCUUAUGUCCACUUGAUCAAUUAUUGCGCUGAAGUAGGUCUGCAAGCCCAAGAAUCGUCCAACCUGUUCAUAGUGUUUGGCGUGUCUUCCCUUCUAUCCUCGCUUCUCAGCGGUAGGAUUCUGGAUCUGCCGUCAGUCAACCCCUUCCAUGUCAAUCAAGCGGCGGCCUUGACCAUGGCUUUGUCUAUGUUGCUGCUUCAACAAGCGACGCGCUAUCUUCAUUUUGUCGUCUUCUCCGUGUUCAUGGGACUCGGCAUUGGCAUCUUUGGCACCACCAUCCUCGUGCUGCUGCUCAACACCGUGGAUCCUCGGCUACGCCUCAUCUCGUACCCCAUUGGUCAGAUGCUCUCAUCAUGUGGAAACAUGAGCGGUUCGCCUCUUGUUGGUUUCAUAGCGGAUGUGUAUGGAUCGUACAGACCUGCGUACUACACUGCCGGGAGUAUAAUGCUUCUAGCCGCGUUUAUACCCUUCCUACAGUACUGUUUUAAGCCCUGGAGGAAUAGUAACGAAAACGCCGCAGACGAUGCGACUAAAGAUCAGAUCCGCGAGAGAGAGGCACAACCAGGCGAGAACGGUUCUCCUUAUUAUAUAACGAAUCUAGCUUUUGAAGCCGAAAUUGGAGAAAGCUUUGAGAACACAAAGCUUUGAUAUCUGCUCAGUUAGCUAAACCUUUCCAUAAGUACACUCCCUGGAAUUCUUCCCAAUAAAAGUGGUCAAAAAGUGGUAUUUUUAAAGACAGUCUUAAUUAUCUUAGACAGUUUAAAACCAAAUGUGAAUUUCUUUUUAGACAGCUUUGUAAUCGAAAUGUCCAAUUCCAUAUGCAUAUUUGUUUUAAUCACACAUUUCUGCAGUCAAUUUAUUUGCCAGUGCAGGUGGAGAAAGGCAGUGAUAAUUAAACAUCAGGGCGAAUUCUAGGACUCUCCGAGCUCCCCCCGCCCCGCCCUAGCUCAGCCUCAUGUAAGGUUAACAUUAAUCUGCCUGGUUACAAUAAUUUUGUCUUUUUUUUAUCAUCAUAACGGUCGCUUAAAAUCUACGAAGUUGAAAUAACCGGACGCUACAUGAGGGACGCCAUCUUGGAUGUCAACUGAGUUUUAUUGGUCAGCGGUAUGAGUGUGCAAGGGCGCUAGGAUAUUACAUUUCUCCCUUACUUUAAAAAGAAUAUCUCUAUACAAUCUUAACAUUUCUAACGAUCAACUCAAUAAAGUAAUCAAUAAAGUUCUCUUGAAGUAAGUAAAGUCUCAA
Molecule: messenger RNA, 2513 nt
Organism: Nematostella vectensis (starlet sea anemone)
Lineage: Eukaryota; Metazoa; Cnidaria; Anthozoa; Actiniaria; Edwardsiidae
Product: monocarboxylate transporter 10
Exons: 5
Coding region: 180-1919 (579 amino acids)
Biological process (GO): transmembrane transport
Molecular function (GO): transmembrane transporter activity
Source: RefSeq, a predicted model, not a curated record